Molecule: messenger RNA, 510 nt
Organism: Monoraphidium neglectum
Lineage: Eukaryota; Viridiplantae; Chlorophyta; Chlorophyceae; Sphaeropleales; Selenastraceae
Exons: 3
Coding region: 1-510 (169 amino acids)
Source: RefSeq, a predicted model, not a curated record
AUGCCGCAGCCGGGCACCCGGGCGUUCUACGACAGCCUCUACUUCGAAACAGGCUUCAAAACCAUCGAGCCCGCGCAGCAGGCCAGCAUGGGCGAGAUGGAGCGAAGCAAGGUCCUCAUCAUGCAGCAGAUGAAUCACGUCCUCGCCCGCAGGGCACAGGAGGGCUUCGCAGUCGAGCGCUUCGACUGCGGUGUCAACCAGCGGCCCACGCCCGGCGGCGAUGCCGCGGGCGCCGCCAGUGCGCCCGCACAGGCGCAAGGCGGCGGGGGCGGUGGCGGUGGUGGCGGGGAAGGGUGUGAUGUGCAGCACAACCUGUAUUACAAUAUCGUGCUGAAAAAGGUGGUCCCGCUGCUGCCCGUGCGGCGCCCCGCGCCGGCACCGCAGCAGGCGCAGGCGGCGCUGCAUGCGCGGCAGCAGCACCAGCAGCACCAACAGCACCAGCAGCAGCACCAGCAGUUUGGGCUGCAGCAAGCGGUGGCGGCCGCCGCCGCAGGGCUGCCCAUGUCGUGA